UAAAAUUGUAUUAUUAUUUUUGAAUUUAAUAGGUGUAUAAAUUGCGAUAUUAUUUAAUACGAGUGAUGGUGUUCAGAUGUUGUGCACUGUUCGCAGGUUGAUGUCGUUCUUCAUUCAAAAGGUGGGAAUUAGCAUAAAUGAUUUUAUGGCCAAAGUGGUAGCAAACGACAAGUUCUCCGGUCUAUACAUCAGUACGUAUGGCGGCGGUGAACCUGUCACCCUCCACCAGGAUCAACAGCAGCAGCAACAACAACAGCAGCAGCAGCAUCAGCAACAGGAGGAAUUGCAGCAGAUCCGAAAUGGCGGCGUCAAUGUCGGUUACGACAAUUUGGAGGCGUGCAUCGCGUACGCCGAUUCGGUGGCCAAGUGCGGCCGAGUGUGCGAAUCCCUGGAUCUGUACGCCCGGUGUUUCCGGAUGGGACCGCUGCCCGUCGACUGCCUGUGGCACGUGACCUCAGCUUUCCUCGACCUGAUCCGACAGCAGGUCGACGACUCCCAGACAAUCCCAAAGUCCUCGUCACCGCCACCACAGUCACAACAACAACAGCUACAGCAGCAACACAACAACCAUCAGAACCACCGCCACAACACCCACCACGUUCAUCAGCAGCAACAGUCGUGCCCGUUCGUUUGUUGCAUCUGCAACCUGGUGCUCAGGGAACCGGUCACGCUGCUGUGUGGUCACACGUGCUGCUGGAGGUGCGGGGGUGGCACCGCCUGCAAACCGUUAGUGUGCCACAAGUGCGGCAUGCGCACGCCAUUCCAACCGCACGUAGACGUGCUAGUCAAGUCGUUGGUCGAGAAACUGUGGCCGAUGCAGUUGCGGGCCUCCGAGCUGCUGGACGAGGGCAAGGCCUUGUACAGACAGGGCAAUAUUCACUCGGCCCUCAUUAAGUUCAACCAGGCAUAUUGCACCGGAGGUGAAAAUUAUGAUUUGUUGAACGUCAGGUCAAGAACGCUGCUUAAACUCGGACUCAAUGAAAACGCUCUUUCGGAUGCUGUCCGUGUAGUCCAAAUAAAACCCAAUUGGUCCAAAGGACAUUUCACUCGCGGCAUGGCGUUGUUUUCUCUGGAGAGAUAUCAAGAGGCGUUAUUAGAGUUUUCGUUGAGCGCAGUGCUCGGUGAAAACCAGCAAAAACUCCAGUCACAAAUUAACGAGGUGUUACAGAGGUUACUGACAAUAUAUUCCAAUGAAACUGAAGAUUUAGAUCUAGAUGGUUGGAAUCCAAUAUCUCACAGUUACUUUAGAUCGUACUUGAACACGUUUAUCAACAGGUCCAACGUAUUCGACAACAGUUCAAACUCCUUAAAAGUGAAAUCUUUUGUCAACGAAAGUACAUUUAUGAAAAAACAACUCUGUGAAAUCAGCACAAUAACUGAGUUGGUCCAACAUAUUUUUGUUGAAAUAAUGCAGACUAAACAUUACACUUCGAACGUCUUAAUCAAUAACACGCUAGACGUGGACAAGUCGUUGUUGGACGAAACGGACUUCAAUUGCGUUCUGUGUUGCGAAAUGUUGAGGAACCCUGUGACGACACCGUGUGGGCACACGUACUGCUUAGACUGUCUAGAGCACAAUUUCGAUUACAGUUUCCACUGUCCUCUGUGUCUGACGUCACUGCCACCUACCUUGGCGCUGAGCAACAAGAACACUUCGGAAUUCGUCAAUGAGUUGAUCGGCUGCAAGUACGCCAAAAAUGGUCCCAUGCAGACGGUAAACUGGAAACCGGAAGCGGAAAACGACAGCACGUACUUGCCGGUGUUCGUGUGCACGAACGCUUUCCCGUCCGUGUCAUGUCCGCUGCACGUGUUCGAACCGAGGUAUAGGCUGAUGAUCAGGAGGUGCAUCGAAUCGGGUACGAGGAGAUUCGCCAUGAUCAGCAACUGCUGUCCUCCCAUGAAGUUCGCCGAGUUUGGGACAGUGUUAGAAAUCAAAGAUCGAAUCAUGAUGGGUAACGGUUGCUCUAUUCUGUCGACAAUCGGAAUGCGGCGAUUCAAAGUGUUAGUCCGAAAAGAACACGAUGGCUAUGACAUGGCCACUGUGCAAUACAUACAGGACGAAAAAGUUCCUCCGAAAAAAUUAGUAGAAUUAUAUAAGCUUCACGACGACGUUCGGCGACGGGGAUUAGCGUGGUUCGACGAUUUUCGGUCCGAAAUAAAAUCGGAAAUCCUGAGGACGGUUGGUUAUCCGCCGAGCACCGAACCAAAUUGGGAAGAACUCUCCGACGGUCCAGCUUGGACGUGGUGGUUGUUAUCGUUAUUACCACUGGGCCAAAACGCUCAUGUGGACCUCUUGGCGAACACUAGCAUUGAAGUCCGAUUAAAGGUGAUCAACAAAAUUCUCAACCGCAUCGAACGAAGCUCGUUGUCCCUAAGAAUAACGUCGUCACCAAUGCAGUAUAACAAUAAUUAAUAACAAUCAAUAACGAUGAACUAUAUAUUAUGAUUAUUAUUAUUAUUAUUAUUAUGUCGACGAUACUAUUAUUAUAAUAAUAAUAAUAAUAAUAAUGUUUUUUAACGUUUAGGCGACCGGUAAUCUCGACGACAAUAACCACUUGUUAUUUAUAUCUUUUUAUAAUAAUAUAAUAUUAUUAUGUUGUAGGCAGCGCGGGUGUUGUAGUCUCCGAUCUUAUAAUUAUUAUUAUUUAUGUACCUACACGAUAUCAUUAUGAUUAUUUUACAUAUAAUUAGACGUACCUAUAUUCCGACGUCCGACGUCUCGAGAUGAUAAUAUUAUUUCAUUGUCAUUAUUAUAUUUAUUAUUAUUGUACAAUAUUUUGUUCUGUGAUCUCCAAAUCUGGUCAAUUCAGUUGCUGAUAAAUAAUAUCACGCAUACCUAUAGGUAAAUUAAACGAUUUUUGCUUAAUGUGUUUCUGCAUACCAACUUCCUGAAAUCUAAGAAAAUAACUACCACAAAAUUUACCUGAUUCAUCUCAAUUUAUUUUUUAAGAUAACGCACAUUUACACUACAUAUUGUGAACAAUAAUUUAGUUUGUUAGGAUAAUUAUUAUUGUAUUUCCGAUUGCGAGUCGCGCCUGGAAAGCUAUUAUGAUUUUGAAUUAUUACGGUUAUUUUUGCUUUUUGAUCAUUAUAACGAAUUCUCAAAUUAUUAUGGUACUUAUGUUGAUAAAUUUGAAAGUACCCGAAAGUCGCUUUUGCGGUUCAAUAAUAAUUAUUGUGAUAUUGAAAUGUGUAAUUGUUUAUAUUUAUUUAUUAGUAAUGUUAUAUUUUUAUUAUUUAACAUGUUUACUACCUCUUUAAGAACGCAGGUGGUAGGUGGGAUUUUUUAAUGAUUCUUUUUUACUUGUUUUAUUUUCUGAGCUAAAUUAUUAUUAUUGUCAACUUACAAAAAUAAAUAUUCUUUAUUUCUUGUUUGAUAAUAUUGUGCUAAUGUUUUUCUUAGCAUACACUUAAAGUUCUAUAAAAAUGAAUAAACCUAUAAUUUUUAUUUUUUACCCGUACGAUUACUCAAAUAUUCUACUGUUAGAGAGGUAUCCUGCGUUCCCAUUAAAAUGGAUUACUAGUCGUUCAUUUUUUUUAUCGAUAGUUAAAAUAAUAUAGAAAGAUAAAUCGUAAUUUUUUACUUUUAUUUUUUUUUGUGCUUUAACAGACGUAAAUAUAGAAAUAAUAAACCAUGUUAAUGUAUAUAUUAUUAUCUAAUUAUUUAUUAUAUACAUGUGUUUCUAAUUUAUUUUUUGUGAAUGCUUACUGUUGUUUUUGUGAAAACUUAUUUAUAGAAUGUAAUAUUAUUGGCAAUUACACGAUUUUACCUAUGUGUGUAAUUGCUGCUCAUAUACCGGACUUUUUUCACCCAAACCAAAAUUAUAUGGGAAUUUAUUAUAUAUAUUUUAUAUAUAUUAUUUCAUAUUUGUUAACUAAACAAAUUUAAUUGUCAACAAUUGAAACCUAUGUAAACUGUAUAAGUAAUAACAAUAAAUAUUAUAAUACAUCGUU
Messenger RNA from Acyrthosiphon pisum (pea aphid), 3954 nucleotides. Its product is annotated as LON peptidase N-terminal domain and RING finger protein 3. Gene Ontology annotation, molecular function: ubiquitin protein ligase activity; protein binding. The transcript is spliced from 9 exons. NCBI's taxonomy places the organism in Eukaryota, Metazoa, Arthropoda, Insecta, Hemiptera, Aphididae. The record is from RefSeq and is a predicted model, not a curated record. The coding region runs from base 77 to 2413 and encodes 778 amino acids.